Molecule: messenger RNA, 1536 nt
Organism: Colletotrichum acutatum
Lineage: Eukaryota; Fungi; Ascomycota; Sordariomycetes; Glomerellales; Glomerellaceae
Product: cytochrome P450
Exons: 10
Coding region: 1-1536 (511 amino acids)
Molecular function (GO): oxidoreductase activity, acting on paired donors, with incorporation or reduction of molecular oxygen; iron ion binding; heme binding
Source: RefSeq, a predicted model, not a curated record
AUGGGUAUCUUAGUGAACGACACUAUCCUCAGACUGUUCUUGGGCAACCUUUUUACAUGUACCAUCCCCCUAGGACUCCUUUUUCUCUAUUUCAUCUCUCUAGGGACUUACAACAUCACGUUCCAUCCCCUCGCAAAGUUCCCUGCAUUCACUGGCUGGCAUGAGACGUACCACGAACUCUUUGGUGCACCUGGCAAGACUUUCGGCAACAAGAUCCAAAAGAUGCAUGAGGACUAUGGUCCUAUCGUACGUAUAAACCCUCACGAACUUCACGUCAGUGACCACGGAUUUUUCGACGUUCUAUUUGCGGGAGGGAGCGCUCGCCGUGACAAGUAUCCGCCGAGUGCUAGUGUCCAGGGCGCUCCUGGUGGUAUUUUUGGUACCUUGAACCACGAUGCUCAUCGAAUGCGCCGAUCUGCCAUAUCCGGCUUCUUCUCCAAGCAGUCUGUGGUUGUCCACGAAGGACUCAUUCACGAAAAGCCCUGCGAAGUUUUCAAGACUUACGCCACAGAGGGCAAUCCCUUCGAUAUUCACGUCCCGCUCUUGGCUUAUGCUAUCGAGUCCUACUGCGCCCAUGCGCUUGGCGAGACAGACCAGGCAAAGUGGAGAAAAAGCAUCAUUGGUCUUCUUCAUUUCAACCCUAUUGUUAGACAGUUCCCAUGGUUUCUAUCAUUCGCGUUUGAACUUCUAAUGUGGCUUAUUCGACCGGUAUCGUCAGAUUUGGCUUUAGUAACCCGAGUUUUACUGUCAUUAAAUAAUUUUAACAGGUCUAAAACUCUGGUAGGUCAUGGAAGACCAAGCCAAAGAGGCCAUCAAGUCUCGGAAGACAAUGGCAGCCUGAUGCAAGCGAUUCUUACUUCGAACUUGCCUCAGGGCGAGAAGGGCUUCAAGCGAAUGGCCCAAGAGAGCUUCACUGUCUUGACAGCUUCGGGAGAUACGAUCGGCAGAACUCCGACCACUGCUGUAUACCACCUGCUCUCAGAUCCAAACCAACUUGCCAAGUUGAAGGAAGAGCUGAGGGCCGUGAUGCCAGACUCCAGUAUGGAUGUGCCGCUGAGGAAGCUCGAAAGCUUGCCGUGGAUUACCGCUGUCAUCAAAGAGUCACUUCGGAUCUCUACGCUUGUUACUAUGAAAGUUGUGCUGCAAGCACCUACCGAAUGUCUCGCAUACCAAGAUUGGGUCAUCCCCACAAACACGCCAAUCGGCAUGACAUUCGCCGAUCUGAUGAUGGACCCCGAGGCCUUUCCAGACCCUAGAAGGUUCGAUCCCGAGCGGUGGCUCGAGUCUCACCCUCUUUAUGCCCAGAACACGAAAUGCUUCUUCCCUUUUGGGCGCGGACACCGCAAUUGCAUUGGACUCAAUCUUGCUCGGGCAGAGAUGUAUGUUGCACUUGCAAAAAUAAUGAGUCGAAUUGAUAUGGAAUUAUACGAUGUCAUCAGGGAAAGGGAUGUUGACCACUAUCGUGACUGCUUCCUGGGCGAGCCUCGAGAUGAUACGAAAGGCGUUCGGGUCAAGAUUCUUCGUCUUUUGGACUAG